CUGUUACUGUAUUCCAUGUACUUUAUACAUAUCUCUUUAUAUUAUUUUACCUAGGUUUCAUCAUCAGCUUCACAGACAUUUUCUUUUCUUUAUUUCUUGUGCAUUGGAAUGGAAGAUCAUCAGGGGCAAGAGCAGCAGCAGCAGCAAAAGCAAAAGCAGCAAGAACAGCAACCCAAUAGUCCAAAUCAACAAGCCUCCGAGAGAACCGAACCGGUGAGGUCAAGAUGGACACCCAAGCCAGAACAAAUCCUUAUUCUCGAGUCCAUCUUCAACAGUGGCAUGGUUAAUCCACCAAAAGAUGAAACCGUCAGAAUAAGGAAGCUGCUUGAGAAAUUUGGAACCGUUGGUGAUGCCAACGUCUUCUACUGGUUCCAAAACCGCCGCUCUCGCUCCCGCCGCCGCCAACGCCAGAUUCAGGCCACCCUUAACCAGGGUGGCGGUGCAAGUACCAAUCCAUUUCAACACCACCAUCAAAACAACCCUGCUCUUGUUGCAAACAUGGCUUUUGGUAGUGGUAGUGCCACUUCCUCUUUCCUUAACCCCUCUUAUAUACCACCUCGUUCUUCUUCUUCUUCUUCUUCCUGUGCUGCUGCUGCUGCUGAAGAAAGCUUCGAUGAUUUCUUCCCACCGUCUACUCAAAUGGGUUUUCCUGGAAUUGAUCAUCAUGCUUCGGCUGCAUCAUCUUCAUCUGUUUUGUACCCUCUUGAAGCUUCCAAUUUGAACUAUCACUCUGGAUUUGGGGGAAUUUCAGGACUGAUCACAGUGUUCAUCAAUGGGGUCCCAACAGAAGUUCCAAGGGGGCCAAUGGACAUCAAAACAGCUUUUGGUGAAGAUGUAAUGUUAGUUCAUUCCUCUGGAAUUUCAGUUCCCACCAAUGAGUUUGGUUUCUUGAUGCAGGGCUUGCAGCAUGGUGAAAGCUACUUUGUGGUUUCAAAGCAAACACAAGUAUGAACAGAUGAAGUUAAUUGCAUGGCAUCAAUGGAAGCUUCUGUUAGAUGUUUCUGCUAUGUUUGGUUUUUUUUCUUUUUCUUUUUACCAUUUCCGUAAUCCUUUAUAUGUGGUUCAAAUAUUAGAGAUCUACUAUGUGAUUAGAGAAGUCCAUAUGUAUAUCUACUUGACAAUUAUAUAUACUUUCUUUUCCUGGAUUUAGAGCAAACAGAAAUUCUAUAUAUUGUUGAAAACAA
This is a messenger RNA of Vigna radiata var. radiata (mung bean), 1184 nucleotides long. RefSeq names its product WUSCHEL-related homeobox 11. Lineage: Eukaryota; Viridiplantae; Streptophyta; Magnoliopsida; Fabales; Fabaceae. The transcript is spliced from 3 exons. Bases 109 to 951 code for a protein of 280 amino acids. The record is from RefSeq and is a predicted model, not a curated record. Gene Ontology annotation, molecular function: DNA-binding transcription factor activity; DNA binding. Gene Ontology annotation, biological process: adventitious root development.